GGGGGGAGGAGGAGAGAGACGAAAAGAGAGAGAGAGGGGGCUAGUAGAUGUAGCUCUAGCUGUGGGCCGGGGGGUGAGCUACCCAGCCCGGGCUGCUCUGCCGAAACAUCCAUGGGUGGCUGUGUCGGGAGCCACCACGACUCCUCGGGCAGCUUAAACGAGAACUCGGACGGAACUGGAGUGGCUCUAGGGCGUAACCAGCCCCUGAAGAGAGAGCGGCCUAAAUGGAAAAGUGACUACCCGAUGACUGAAGGCCAGCUGCGCAGCAAGAGAGAUGAGUUCUGGGAUACAGCGCCAGCAUUUGAGGGCCGGAAGGAGAUCUGGGAUGCGCUGCGGGCUGCGGCCAGUGCCUUUGAGAGCAAUGACCACCUGCUGGCUCAGGCCAUCCUCGACGGGGCCAGCAUCACACUGCCGCACGGAGCUCUGACUGAAUGUUACGAUGAACUGGGGAAUCGAUACCAGCUGCCAGUCUACUGCCUCUCUCCUCCCGUCAACAUGAUUGAAGAGCGCUCUGAUGAGCCUGACGGUUCAGAUCCAGACUCCGGGGCCGCAGACCCGUCCACAGGCAGCGGCUGCGACCCUGGCUCAGGAGGGGAGUGCCAGCUUCGGCUGCGGCUCUCCACGGGUCGUGACCUCCGGCUGGCGGUCCGUUCCACAGACACAGUGGGCAUGAUGAAGCGUCGUCUGCAAAGUCAGGAGGGCGUGCCUGCCGCAACCCAACGCUGGUUUUUCUCAGGUCGGCCACUGACAGACAGGCUGCGCUUGGACCAACUCAACAUCUCCAGGGACUAUGUAGUGCAAGUCAUCCUCAGCCAGCCGCCACCGCCAGAGCCGGUAUCUACACCAGGACAUACACCAGAGGCCUUUGGGCCAGUUGCAGUGGAAGGAGUGGCUGCACUGCCGCAAGAGCCCACACCGGUGGAGAAUUAACUGCGCCCCCAACCUGGCAGCCUGGAGGUGGGCAUACCAGUGGGCUGGCAGUAUAAAAGAAGGACGAUAACAAGGGAGAAAAAAAGAAUGAAAGUUGAUUCUGUCUUUUCUCUUUUGGUUUGUUCUCUUCUCUUCUCAGUUGUUUUUUGAAGGGCUUUGUUUGGGCAGGGGUUGGCUUGUUCUGCCAGAGAAAAAGGACUCGUGAAUUGAGAAAAGACUCUUCCCUUUGGUUUUACACGUUGAAAUUUUGACCUUUUUGAAGUCUUUUUAACUGUUCCUAUGGAAACCAAACAACAAAACGAGAACUUUGUCGGACGGCUUAAAGGUUUUUCUUUGCAACACUGCUGUUCGAAUGUUUCUGUGUUUCAGUUUCCAUUUUCAGGUUCUGCUCUCUGGCAACGUUGGGUCAGCAGAAAUCUGUUUGUAAGGCUACAGGGUUUUAUAUAUAUAUAUAUAUAUAUAUAUAUAUAUAUAUGUAUGUGUGUGUGUGUAUAUAUAUAUAUAUAUAUUUACAUUUUCAUUACAAACAUUUUCCACUCUGACAAUUCAGAUAGAAAUGAAUAAAGAUAGUUAAAAGGACCAGCGUGUAAGAUUUAGUGGCAUCAAGCGGUGAGGUUUCAGAUCACCAACUGAGUACCCCUCCCCUUCCCCUCGACUUCCAAGCAUGUAGGAGAACUUAUGGUGGCCACGAAACUCGUGAAAGGCCCUAUAGAGGGUUCAUUCUAAGCUAACAAAAACGCCACGAUUCUUAUUUUCAUUGGAUUAUACACAAAUUAAAACAGACUUCUGAAUAUUUUAUUCCAUUUCUGCCAAGUCUGUCCCGCUAGAUGCCAUUAAAUCUUACACACUGCACCUUUAACACUCUAAUGACAGUUAUUCAGGCAGUUGUCUUUAAUUAUAUGUGAAUGAAUCAAAUCAAAAACCCCUCAUCACUUGUGGAUUAAGUCAGUAUGCCAACAGCUGUAAAGAAAGGUUGGUAUUUCUAGUUAGCAAACAGAUGUGUCCUCCCUCCUGUCAAGAGUUUGCAGUCAGGGCACAUGACUGGAUGUCGCUGGAUUAGACACUUUAUUUCACUCUGCUUCACAGAACAAUCAGAGCAAUCAUUUAAUAAACAUUAAGUAGUCA
Messenger RNA from Thunnus maccoyii (southern bluefin tuna), 2055 nucleotides. RefSeq names its product ubiquitin domain containing 2 (gene ubtd2). The transcript is spliced from 3 exons. NCBI's taxonomy places the organism in Eukaryota, Metazoa, Chordata, Actinopteri, Scombriformes, Scombridae. Bases 112 to 930 code for a protein of 272 amino acids. Gene Ontology annotation, molecular function: protein binding. The record is from RefSeq and is a predicted model, not a curated record.